Messenger RNA from Eptesicus fuscus (big brown bat), 1559 nucleotides. RefSeq names its product IMP U3 small nucleolar ribonucleoprotein 4 (gene IMP4). The coding region runs from base 627 to 1502 and encodes 291 amino acids. Gene Ontology annotation, molecular function: snoRNA binding; rRNA primary transcript binding. Gene Ontology annotation, cellular component: small-subunit processome; nucleolus; Mpp10 complex. Gene Ontology annotation, biological process: rRNA processing. The transcript has 9 exons. Lineage: Eukaryota; Metazoa; Chordata; Mammalia; Chiroptera; Vespertilionidae. The record is from RefSeq and is a predicted model, not a curated record.
CAGCGUCCUCAGGGCGGCGCCUUUCGGGGCUGAGUCGCCGCUGUUGGCGCUUGGCAUCCGCGGCGGAUCAGCCAACGGAAAGUUGGCGGGAGCUGCGGGGUUCCGAGUCGCUUCUGGAAGCGGCUGCAUUUUAAAAGUGGGGCUAUCGCUGUGGCGGAGGAAGGAGGCGCAGCAGCCAUUGUAAGGGAGAACGGCUUUAGAUUUAAUUCCAAAAGGAGCUGGUGAGCGACCCUGCGGCCUGCCGCUGUGGGGUUCCCCAGCUGCUGCACUGCUCCCAGCCGCCGGUGGCAGGACUGGCGUUACGUCACUCCCCUUCGGCUUUCCGCACGGCCGCCACACCGGUGAGGCCGGGGACCGACACCCCAACCCUCACCACGGCGGCCCCGGCCCGCCUACAGCCCCGACACUCCCUCCGCCUGUUGGCUGCUCCAGGGAGCAUGCGCUUCGGGGCUGGCCAAUCGCCUUGGGACGCCCGCCACGGUUCGCCAUCUUAACUUCGGUCCCUCUGGAGACGGCAGCGUCUAGUGAGCCUCCAACCACCUUCUUGGUUGAGGGCGGAAGCGAGGGCUGCGUGCUGCCGGCAGCUCUCGCCGGUUCUUCGAGACGCACGUGGAAGCGACGCCGGGAUGUUGCGCCGGGAGGCGCGCCUUCGCCGCGAGUACCUGUACCGCAAGGCCCGCGAGGAGGCGCAGCGCGCCGCGCACGAGAGGAAGGAGAAGGUGCGGCGCGCGCUGGAAGAGAACCGCCUGAUCCCCACGGAGUUACGUAGGGAGGCUUUGGCCUUACAUGGCUCGCUGGAGUUUGACGACGCUGGUGGUGAAGGUGUGACCAAUCAUGUGGAUGAUGAAUAUCGAUGGGCAGGGGUUGAGGAUCCCAAGGUCAUGAUCACUACUUCCCGAGACCCCAGUUCACGCCUCAAGAUGUUUGCAAAGGAGCUGAAGUUGGUGUUUCCCGGUGCCCAGCGCAUGAACCGUGGCCGACAUGAGGUGGGGGCACUGGUGCGAGCCUGCAAAGCUAAUGGUGUCACCGACCUGCUAGUUGUCCAUGAGCAUCGAGGCACACCCGUGGGGUUCAUUGUCAGCCACCUGCCCUUUGGCCCCACUGCUUACUUCACACUAUGCAAUGUGCUUAUGCGGCACGACAUCCCCGACCUGGGCACCGUGUCAGAGGCCAAACCUCACCUCAUCAUUCAUGGCUUCUCCUCCCGUCUGGGCAAGCGGGUCUCUGACAUACUUCGUUACCUGUUCCCUGUGCCCAAAGAAGACAGCCAUCGGGUCAUCACCUUUGCAAACCAGAAUGACUACAUCUCCUUCCGACACCAUGUGUACAGGAAGACCAACCACCGCAAUGUGGAGCUGACCGAGGUUGGCCCUCGCUUUGAGCUCAAGUUGUACAUGAUUCGCCUUGGCACGCUGGAACAGGAGGCCACAGCAGAUGUGGAGUGGCGCUGGCAUCCUUACACCAACACUGCACACAAGAGGGUCUUUCUAAGUGCUGAGUGAGCCCAUUCUGUUGUCAGGAGGUGGGUGCGGUCAGAAUAAAGUCUGUGUGCCACCCCA